Messenger RNA from Chondrus crispus (carragheen), 1152 nucleotides. RefSeq lists its product as hypothetical. Gene Ontology annotation, molecular function: proton transmembrane transporter activity. Gene Ontology annotation, biological process: proton motive force-driven ATP synthesis. The record is from RefSeq and is a predicted model, not a curated record. Lineage: Eukaryota; Rhodophyta; Florideophyceae; Gigartinales; Gigartinaceae. Bases 1 to 753 code for a protein of 250 amino acids. The transcript is spliced from 2 exons.
AUGAGCAAUCUGGCCUCUCCUGCCCUGCGUCAGAUACAGCAUCGGUAUGGACCACACCACGCCACACCCCUGUCCAUGCUUUCUCCGUCCCACAGCUUCCAUACCGCCUGUCAGGGAACUUUACCGCAGAUCGCCCAGCUCUACGAGGACGCUCAGCUUCGACCAAACAUGCUCCGCCAACUUGCCGUCGGGGUUCUGCGGGGAACCCGCGACACGGCGGGGUCGAGAGUAGCAUCACGUGCUCUCGCAACCACGGCCGUUGAAAAGGCGGCCCCCGCCGGUCAAACCGAGCGCUUCAAACCUACUGAUUGGUUCCAAGAGUUCCAAGACCCGCAGAUCCGCUCGCAACUGAACUCGCUUCGCGAACUUGAGGAUGAUGCCAUCCGCAUGGUCUCGGCGGACGCGACUACCAUUAAUUGGGAUGAGUGGGAGUCUUCAGUGAAAUAUCCCGGCCUUGUCAAAGAGCUCAAGGAGAUUCACGAAAACGCCCCCGUUCCGGAUGUUACCGCUGAGAAGGAGAUAUUCGCCAAGAAACUUGACGAACUGUUCGAUCCGAUCUUGGCCGAGUUCGCGAAGCUUGGCAAGGAGGCAGAAGAAACUGUCGUCGAGCUUGAGCAGCGCGCCAGCGAGGUUACCUUCUUGCGUGAUAACAUCGAUACCCUGACCGUCGAUGAGUUUCUUGAGAAGUACCCGACCGUGAAGGCUUCUAUCGAAGAUGACAUUGCCAACAAUAGAUGGUUCGUGUCUGAGUAGAGAGCACACCCCACAGGGGAACGAGGCCGGCGGUUCGCUUUUGCCAAUGCCUCUGUUCGUCACUGCUUCUUCGCGUCCCCGUAGCCUUUCGAGCGAGUGAGAGUUGUAAACAAUUUAGCAGGACUUUCCUUCACGGACUCUUUGGGCAGUAGGACCAUUCGCGUAUCAUGGUGAUAUGAAGUGUCUUGCGACAGCAUAAUGACUCCGCGUGGACAGUCACUGGCGACCUGAACGCUCGGUACUUUCAGACAAAUAGCAAUUCACUCUCUUGGACCUAGAACUGGCCAUGAGAUUCCCUAGGAAGAGCUCCUUUUUAAUAGUUGACAACCGAGAGUCAAAUAUGUAAAUGCCCGCCCCAAGCACCAGGGAACUGUUCCCCGCGGUGAAAGCUACUGCGCA